AUGGACUUCGCCACAAGAGUAUACCGCGUGCGCAAGACGUGCCUGGAGAUGUUGGGAGACAGGGGCUACCUCGUCCCUCAGGACGAACUGACAGCAACAUUGGAGGCUUUCAAAAUGAAAUAUGGUGAGCAGCCCCGAAAGGAGGAGCUCACUUUGCUCAUCCCUAAAAUGGAGAAUCACCGGGAGAACAUAUUUGUCUUCUUCCCUGAAGAAGAGAAAGUUGGGGUCACAGCUAUCAAGACGAUCGCCGAUCGGAUGAAAGCUGAGAACGUGGGUCGAGCGCUGAUGGUAAUUGCCAGCAAGCUCACGCCCUUUGCCAAGGCCACCCUACAACAGAUGGAAUCCAAGUACAAGAUAGAGAUAUUUCUUGAGCAGGAGCUGCUUGUGAACAUCACAAAGCAUGUCUUGGUGCCUGAGCAUCGAGUGCUGAAAGACAACGAGAAAAAAACACUGCUUGCACAAUACAAGGUCAAGGAAUCUCAGCUGCCACGAAUACAGCUCAACGACCCUGUGGCAAGGUACUAUGGGAUGGUGAGGGGGCAAGUGGUGCGAAUUGUGCGAGCCAGUGAGACGGCAGGGAGGUACGUCACCUAUCGUAUAGCAUGCUGA
This is a messenger RNA of Ostreobium quekettii, 609 nucleotides long. NCBI's taxonomy places the organism in Eukaryota, Viridiplantae, Chlorophyta, Ulvophyceae, Bryopsidales, Ostreobiaceae. The record is from the annotation of a GenBank genome assembly.